This is a messenger RNA of Alosa sapidissima (American shad), 5704 nucleotides long. RefSeq names its product glutamate receptor, ionotropic, delta 2 (Grid2) interacting protein, a (gene grid2ipa). The record is from RefSeq and is a predicted model, not a curated record. Gene Ontology annotation, molecular function: protein binding. The coding region runs from base 437 to 5704 and encodes 1755 amino acids. The transcript is spliced from 24 exons. NCBI's taxonomy places the organism in Eukaryota, Metazoa, Chordata, Actinopteri, Clupeiformes, Clupeidae. Gene Ontology annotation, biological process: regulation of DNA-templated transcription.
GGCUGGACUAACUUACCGGAGCGUCGCUCCACUCCACUCCACUCCAUUCCACUCCACCGGAGUUAGUCAUCGCCCACCUGAUCCUGAUCCCGUCUCCUCUCUUCCCUCUCCUCUUCACCCCCUCCUUCUCCACCUCCUCCUGAUCUGUCUCUCUCUUUCUCUCUCGCCGUUGAUCUGAUGGCCGACCCUGGGACCAGAGCUACGCGUCCACUUCCUGCCUGCGCCGAAGACGCCGAGACCCAGGGCAGGAGCCCAAGAGCCGGGCUCCUCUGAGCUCAGUGAGGGGACACCAGACAGGGGGGAGGUGGGGGCCACCGCCGCGUUGGUGGCGGUGUUCUUCUAAACAGAAGAGGACGGAGGUGGGCGGCCGCGACGGCCGUCUCCUCUCCCUCUGGCCCGGAGCACCGGCACGCUGAGGCGGUCACUGAGCCUGAACAUGCGGCGCUUCCUGAGGAGCCAGAAGGGCCGGUUCUCCCUCCGCCAGAGCCGGUCCGGCUCCUCCAGGGGCUACCGCAGCGCCUCCAAAGACUUCUCUUUGAGCAUGAUGCCGCCAUCUAACCAGGGCUGGCCGGAGGACUUUGGCUUCCGCCUUGGCGGUGACGGGCCGAGCUACAUCCUGUCCGUGGUGGAGGGCAGCAGUGCCCACAUGGCCGGCCUGCAGCCAGGGGACCAGGUGCUGGAGGUGGACGGCCAGAACGUGUCCACACUCAGCCCCCAGGCCCUCGUCACCCUGGCCAAGACCAUCAAGACCGUGCCCCCCAGCAUAGGGGUGGUGUCCCGCAUAGAACAGAUUGACAUCAUCCCGGGGCCCGACGGCCGCUUCGGCUUCACCAUCGUGGGCGACAGCCCUCUUCUGGUGGAGGACUGCAUGCCCAGCUCCCCGGCGGGCCGCAGUGGCCUGCGGGCGGGCGACUACGUGAUGGAGGUGAACGGGCUGCCGGUCAAGCAGCACGAGAUGGCGGCGGCCAUGAUCAAGGCCUCGCAGGGGCGCACGCUGCGCCUGGGAGUGCUCAGCAUCAACCGCUGGCAGCGCCGCUCCGCUAGCGCCAGCAUGAAGGAGGCGGCGGCCAACGCGGCAGCCAACGCAGCAGCGGGCAUGACCACCCCGGUCAACAUCGGCACCCCUGGCAGCGCUGUGGCCGGCGGCGGGCCUGUCAGUCCGCCACACAUGAGCGGGGACAGUGUGCGCCAGGACCGCAAGCACAAAGCCCAGGAGUUCAAUAAAAAGGUGGAGGAGAUCCUGGGGGAAGAGCCGGAGGUGAAGGAGCGUCUGUUUGACGUGCUGAAGCAGUACGCCACCGAGAGGGACGUGGAGAACCUGGCCUGCAUCCUCCCCGAGAUCCUCAUCACCGAGGAGCAUCAGCAGCUCAUCGAGAGCGUCAGGAUCUUUAUCCCCAAGAAGCACCGGCAGCGCUUCGACGAGGUGGUCUCCCAGAGCCUGAUCAGCCGGCUGCGCGGCCGCAGCUUCAGCGAGCAUCGGCACAACCGCCUGCGCCGCAGCCGCAGCGAGGACCACCCCGAGCGCCUGCUGGUUUCCACGCGCGCCAGCUCCGUGCCGCGCACCGCUCACGAGGAGGGCCUGCCCCCGGCCUCGCGCGGCCUCCGCAAGACCACCUCGCUCAUCGCCGGACAUGCCAGCGCUGCUGCCAACGCCAACCGCAGGACUGUGCGAGUGUACAAAGGCAACCAGAGCUUCGGCUUCACCUUACGAGGCCACGCUCCGGUCUGGAUCGACUCUGUCAUCCCAGGUCAGGAUGAGGAAGGGGGUAGCCCGGCCGAGCAGGCAGGCCUGAAGCCUGGAGACCGCAUCUUGUUCCUUAAUGGACUGGACAUGAGGAGCUGCUCCCAUGAGAAGGUGGUGUCCAUGCUGCAGGGCAGUGGCGCCAUGCCCACGCUGGUGGUGGAGGACGGGCCGCCCAUGUUCGUGCUGCCCGACCCCGAUCUCCAGCCGCCGGGCGGGGCCUCCCCACAGGGCCGCUCGCGUUCCCGCUCGCCCGUGCUCACCUCCCUGCAGUGGGUGGCCGAGAUCCUGCCGCCCAGCAUCCGCGUGCAGGGCCGCACCUUCAGCCAGCAGCUGGAGCACCUGCUCACCCCACAGGAGCGCUACACCAUCUGCAAGGCCCUGGAGGCCUUCUUCCAGCACAGGAAUGUGGACACUUUGAUUGUGGACGUGUUCCCUGUGUUGGACACACCGGCCAAGCAGGUGAUCUGGCAGUUCAUCUACCAGCUGUUGACAUACGAGGAGCAGGAGCACUGCCAGACCAAGAUCUCUCGCUUCCUGGGCUACAGAGUCACAAUGCCCCCUGUUGAGCCUGAGCCGGCCCCUGAGCCCCACCGGCGCAGCAGCUCCAUGAAGGUGACGGGCACCACCUACAGGAGUAGUGUGAGAGGACGCAGCUCAGACGACCUGGUCAUCGGCACACAUCUGGGCAUGGGCAUCCGCACGGAGCCUGUGGAAGUAGGCAUGAGGCUGGCUCCCGGUGAGAGGCAGUCCGGAGAUGGCACCUCCCUCCCAGAGACGCCCAACAACCUGACCAACCUGUCCGCUGUGUAUGCGGAGCUGGAGAAUGCGUACGCAGGGAAGCGGUCAAAGUCCCUCAAGAGCCGCCCUCCGCCUGCCCCUGACUCUCUGGUUGGCAUAGACCCCUUCACACAUGCCCCUUCUCCAUCCAUGCGGACAACUUCAGGCAGCAGAAAGCACCAGCCCCCCCAACAGCAGCCCCAGCAAUGGUCCGAGCCUCUCCCUGAGCCCCAGUACUACCCCCCUGUGCUGCCCACGCAGACCAGCGCCGAGUCCAACCCCUACAUCAGCCUGGACAGCCCCCCGCCCUCGCCCCCCGACUUCGCCCCGAGCCCUCCGCAGCGCCUCCGCAAGCGCUACACCUUCUCCCGACCCCCACGCACCGUGGACACCGAACGCUUCCUGGAGGCCCUCAGCCAGCAGAUGGGUCAGUCCACCGUCGGCCCGGACGACUUCCUCUCCCCCGAGAACGACUACGAGGAAGAUGUUGUCCAGAUGGGCUUCCAGGACCUGGAGGAUGAGGAGAUGGAGGAGGAGGAGGAGGACAUGGAGGAGGAAGAGGAGGAGCUAGAGGAGGAGGAGGAGGAGGAGGAGGAAGAGGAUGAGGGCGAGGAGGGCGAGGAGGGAGGCGUCUUCCUGCCCCCGGAGUUGAGCAGUGCCAGCGAGCUGCACAGCGGCCCCAGCAGUGAGGACGCCAGCUCGCUCACCUACUCCUCCGGCUCCGAGCCCAUCCCUCCACCCCCCCUCACCCCCCCUCCCCCGCCGCCCGUCCAGUUCAACGACCAGUCCGGGCACCCCGGAGGUGGGGGUGGUGGCGGUGGUGGGGUGGCUUACACCCCUGAGCACGGCGGCCGCGUGCUGACCUUCCGCCGGCACCCUGGGCCCCCUCCGCCUCCCCCUCCCCGGUCCAACCCGCCGGCGUCGGGCCCCAAGCGGCACUCGCUGCACAAGGUGCUGCCCACCCGGGAGGACCUGCUGAUGGACCACCCACAGCAGCAGCAGCAGCAGCAGCACCCGCAGCUGCAGCACUACCAGGAGCCCAUGGACCAGCACCAGGAGCACCACUCCCUCCCAGUGCAGCCCACCGCGCAGGCCGUCCACCAGGGCCAGCAGCAGCACCACCACCACCAGUCCCUGCCGCCGCUGCCCUCGCCUGAGGCCGGCGUCCACCCUGGCCAUGCUGUGCUCUACCAGAUGCACCAGGCCCAGCAGGCCCAACAGGUACACCAAGCCAAACAGGCACACCAAGCCCAACAGGCCCAACAGGCUCAGGCCGCUCACCAUCACACUCAGCAGGCCCACCAGACCUACCAAACUCACCAGAGCCACCAGGCGCAGCACCCCCAUCACCACUCCCCCAGCCCUGUGCAGCAGCUCCACCAUAUGCACCACCACCACCACCCACACCACUCCCACCACCACCACUCACAACAGCAGAUGCAACAGCAGCAGCAGAUCCAGCAGCAGAUCCAGCAGCAGAUGCAACAGCAGCAGCAGCAGCAGCAGCAGCAGUCUCCCCACCAGAUGCAGCAGAUCCAGAUCCACCAGACCUACCCGCCGGCCCAGCCGGCUCACCUGCUCCAGCAGGUGCACCAGACGCAUCCCAUCCACCACUCCUACUCGCACCCCAUCCACCCCGGCCAGCAGUACCAGCCGGCAGUGCUCACCACCUUCCAGCCUCUGCCUCCCCAGCAGCAGCCCCCGCCGCAGCCCCAGCAACCCCCACAGCCUCCACCCCUGCCCCAGCAACAGCAUCAGCAGCAUCAUCAGCAUCAACAGCAUCAUCAGCAGCACGGCCAAGCCCAUCAGAGCCAUCAGCCGCACCCGUCCAGCCAGCAGGCCCGCCAGAGCCCCCAGCCCCAGGCCAUGGCCCAGGCCCAGGCCCAUCACCACGCCCAGGGUCAUCACUCGGAGCUGGAGCCCCCGCCGCCUCCGCCCCCUCCCCCGCCCUGCGAGCCUCCGCCGCUGCCCCGCCAGCCCACUCUGGACUCCAGCCACAUGAGCGUGAAGCGUCUGCGCUGGGAACAGGUGGAGAACUCCGAGGGCACCAUCUGGGGACAGAUGGGGGAAGAUUCUGAUUUCGAUAAGCUGAGUGACAUGGUGAAGUAUCUUGACCUUGAAUUGCACUUUGGAACUCAGAAGGCUCCAGUGGCUGUUCCAGAGCCUGUACCUCAGCCCGAGACCUUCAAGAAGAAGGAUGUCGUGGAGAUCCUCUCCCACAAGAAGGCCUACAACGCCUCCAUCUUGAUUGCUCACCUAAAGCUGUCCCCGGCGGAGUUACGUCAGGUGCUGAUGACCAUGGCCACCGAGCGUCUGGAAUCCGCGCACAUCAAGCAGCUUCUGCUCUACGCCCCGGACGAGGAGGAGGUCAGGAAGUAUGAGCUGUACAGGCAGGACCCCAACAAGCUCAGCGAGCCCGACCAGUUUGUGCUGCAGAUGCUGUCUGUUCCUGAGUACAAGACCCGUUUGCGGAGCCUGUUUUUUAAGACCACCCUGCAGGAGAAGACGGAGGAGAUGCGCGGGGCCUACGAGUGUGUCUACACAGCCUCCAUGGAGCUCAAGACCAGCAAGAAGCUGGCCAAGAUCCUGGAGUUUGUAUUGGCUAUUGGUUUUAAAUGUCUUUCACUCAGCACAACCAAAACUGUGGAUGGGAAGUCCACCUUUCUGCACAUUCUUGUCAAGUCACUUUAUCAACACUUUCCAGAGGUGCUGGACUUUGCCAAGGAACUGACAACAGUGCCUCUGGCAGCCAAAGUGAAUCAGAGGAACAUCACCUCUGACCUCAACGACCUGCACGGCACCAUCCAGGAGAUCCGCACGGCCUGUCAGAAGAUGCCAGCCACGUCCGAGGACCGCUUCGCUGUGGUCAUGAGUGGCUUUCUGGAGAACUCACACCCAGCGGUGCAGUCUCUGGAGUCCCUGCAGCAGAGGGCCAUGGAGGAGUUCUUCCGCGUCGCCUCCUUUUUCGGCGAGAACAGCGCGGCCACCACCGUCGAUGCUUUCUUUGGCAUCUUCGCCGAGUUCAUGUCCAAAUUUGAGAGGGUUUUGAGUGAGAACCAGGCAACAGAGAAUCCUCCACGGAGUCCCCGAAGCCCACGCGUAGCCUCACCUCUUGCGUGUAACCAUGAAGAGACGUGUAAAGCAGAUAAGAUGACCUUUGCCAAUUCUGCAACACUGGCGUAG